This is a messenger RNA of Marchantia polymorpha subsp. ruderalis, 1205 nucleotides long. The record is from the annotation of a GenBank genome assembly. Lineage: Eukaryota; Viridiplantae; Streptophyta; Marchantiopsida; Marchantiales; Marchantiaceae.
CAUGGACAGAACGCUGAUUUUCUCCUCUCGGAAGCUCCCUGGUCUUUGCGCCGUCCUCCCAAUGUAGCGAUGAUCUUGUCGAGCCGGUGAUGGGUGACUCAUGCUCGCGGUCUACGACUUCGUCGAGUGAAGUCUACUUUUCAACUCUCUGUACGUAAUUGAACGAAUUGCGACUAUUGUAGAGAUCCGUCGGUGAGGAGAGGAAAGCACUAUAUAAUGGAUCACGGCUCUUGCAAAUUUGUGGUCAUUUUCGACGUGCUUUUAGCGGGAGGAUUGCGUGGAUGCACAGGGCGGGGGAUGUGGGGUCAGUUUGCAUCGUCCGGAGCAAGGAGGUCUUCUCUGUGGGGUGGAUUAAUUGUCUGAUUGACUGCGAGCGAGCUGUCGGAAUGAUAUCGGUGUGCAGAUUGGUGUUGCCGGGUGCGGGAAUUGGCAGAAUCAGAGUAACCGAGGGUGGGAGCAUGGGGUUCUCCAGGAGAUGUUCACGCAAUUCUUGGAAUGCAGUGACCACACCGCGAAGCGAUAUGUCCAGCGAUUCGAAGGAAUUGCAACCCAGUGUGCGAGAAUUGGAAAAGCUCGUGGGAGAUGGUUCUACUGCGCCGAAUCUGCGAAUUUCUGCUUUUCAAACUCGUCUGAAUAAAGCGUCCAAAUGGCUAGUGACCUCAGCUACAGUAGGGGUCGUUUUAUGGAGACAUGACGAGAGCGCGCUCUGGGCGUCGUUAGGAGCGGUUUUGUCAGGCGGAAUUGGAAAAGCAAUGAAGCAUUUGAUCAACGACAAGAGACCAGACAGUGCUGAUGGACGAAAGGCAGAUCCAGGAAUGCCAUCAUCUCAUGCGCAGGGUUUUUUAUAUCUGAGCACAUAUGCUAGUCUUGGAUUGUUAUCUUGGCAAAGCUUGAGUGUGUGGACCAUCACAAGCGUUUGUGCGGUACUUCUCACAGCGGCGUAUUUGUCAUGGCUCAGGGUUGCCGACGGACUUCAUACUAUACCACAAAUCUUGGUUGGUGGUACCCUGGGCUGUACAGUAGCAUCGUCUUGGUUUUGGAUCUGGAAAGCAUUCGCUGAACCAUUCCUUAAAAGCCACCCAGACGGUAAAUAUUACUUAUUCUUUGCUUCAGUAUUUGCAGGAAUUGUAUUUUUUCUCAUUUCAGCCAAAAAUUGGCGCCUAAAUCAAUAUUAAAAAAAUAGUAAAUAUCGAUCUGUGGACUUU